This is a messenger RNA of Alternaria infectoria, 3501 nucleotides long. RefSeq lists its product as uncharacterized. The transcript is spliced from 4 exons. NCBI's taxonomy places the organism in Eukaryota, Fungi, Ascomycota, Dothideomycetes, Pleosporales, Pleosporaceae. The record is from RefSeq and is a predicted model, not a curated record. Gene Ontology annotation, cellular component: Golgi apparatus. Bases 1 to 3501 code for a protein of 1166 amino acids.
AUGUUCCAGCGCAUUCGGGGGGCCAUCGACGCCAGAAUAGCAGAAGAGCAAGCGCGCCAGAAAGCCACCUCACCGUCGGGCACCCCACGAUCCAGCUCUACAACACGGAGAUCCAACUCACGCAACCUCUCGCCCUCGAAGCGCACAGCGAGAUCGAAAGAUGGCGACAGCAGCAAGGCCGCGCCGGCAGGGAAGGGCCCUGACCCCUCAGAGUUUGACCCGGAAUUUGUCGUAGGAGAAGAGGAUGACCCGCCGAGUCGAGCCGGUACACCGCGACCAAAGGAGAAGGCGCAACCCGCCGAAGUGAAUGCGGAGAAUGGCGAUGGCAAGAAGGAGGAGGAAGAGGGGCCGACUGCGGAAGUCGAAGUGAAGCCAGAACAGCCACCAGAGCUGCCGCGCGAGAUUCAAUUGCGAUUGCGUAGGCUGGACAAGCUGGACCCCAAGUAUACGGAACUCCUUCGGUCGUACCGCAUCGCACACGCCAGAGUGGGCGCCAUCGAGGCUUUCGAGAGCUCCCUACGCGAAUACACCCCUCUCACUUCCAUCAGCGACACGGGCGCAUUCGUCGAAUACCUAGGCCAACUAAACGUCAAGAGUGACAUGCUCAUGGAGGAGCUAAAGCGGGUGUCCAAGGAGCGCGAUGAGCUCAACAAGAAGCUGGAGGACGCCGAGAAGCGCGCGAAGGAGGCUACGGCUGAGGUCGAGACGCUGAAGUCCCAGGCGCCGGCUGCCAGCGAGGCUGUACCGGACGAUUCCACAACGCAGACCGAGUCCGUCGCGCCAUCGUCACCUUCCAAAGCGUCCAAGCAGACUGAGAGCACCGAAGACACGGAAGACUUCUUCUCGUACGACAGCGAGCUGCCCCGCUUGCAGACACAAUUACAGGAAAGCGAGGAGAAGGUCGGAAAGCUCGAGGAGGAGAACAAGUCGCUCAAGGAAGAGCUUUCUACGGCUCAGGAAUCAGCACAGUCUUUCAUGCAGAAUCUAGAGACUACGACGAACGAUCUGAACACAUUCAAGGACACCCACCAACGACUACAAAGGGACGCCGACGACCGCGAGAAGGAGCUCAACAACACCAUUGUAGAUCUCAAGUCGAAGGUUGAAAGCGCCGAGGAAGAGCUGCACAAGCACAAGGAUACUCAUGACCAGAACGAAAGGACCAUCGCCGAACUCAAGACGAAGCUUGACGCAACAUCCAAGGAACUGGAAGAGCUACAUGCGGACAAGGGAGAGAAGAUUGUCGAAGAUGAUCAGGUGCAAGAGCUCAAGCAGCGCAUCGAGGAACUCCAAGGUGAACUUUCGCAAUUGCGCGAAUCACAAGCCAAGGCCGAGAAGCGGAACGAGACCAUGGACGGAUUGCUCGGCAAAGUUCGCGAGCAGCUAAAGACUACAGAAGCAAAACGCGAUAGCGCGUUAGUCGAGCUCGAGCAAGCGAAGAAGGACUUGCAGAAAGCGAACGAUGACAAGAAAUCGACCAAACCAGAACCAGUCCAGCAGCCGCAAGCGACCCCAGCACAAGCUCCCCAGAGCGCAGCAGCAAAGAAGAGAGCCCGCGCCAAGGAGAACAAGAAGAACAAGAAGGGAGGAAAGGGACCUGAGGCCAGUGGAACGUUGACACCUGAAGCAACACCCAGUGAAGCUGGAGAUACCGAAGGCCUUCUCAGCCCCCGCGAUGCCGAAUUCUCGCCGUCCCAACUUGAAGACGCGUUGAAGGAUGUCGCGCAGCUCAAAUCUGACCUUGAAGAGAAGGUCGCAGCUAUCGAAACAUUGCAGACCGAGGUCGCGGAGAAGGCGUCGACGAUCGACCGUCUCAGCAAGAGGGCAAAAGACCAAGAAGACAUGCAAGAAGAGAUCGAUACCCUGCGUCAAGACCUCCUUGACUACGGCCUCGAACACACUGAGGCCAAGGAUAAGGUCAAGGAACUGCAAGCCGAGAAGGCGGCGCUGCAAGAGAACCUCACCAAGCUUGAGGCUGAAAUCGCUGAGUUGAAGACCAGCAAAGCAUCGAACGAGUCGUCGCAACAAGAAAGAGAGGCGUUGACCGCCGAGUUCACGGAGCUCAAGACAAAGGCGGAGACAUUGCAGACGGAUCUUUCAGUUGCAGAAAAGCUCGCGGCAUCCCGCUUCAAAGACCUCACCGAAAUGCGAGAGGUGCUGCAGAAGGCGCAACCGGAGCUGACAUCAUUGCGCAAGGAGGUGGCGGAGCUGCGUAGCACCAAGGACGAGCUUUCCACUAAGACUACAGAAAUCCGCCGGCUGGAAAACCGCGAGAAAGACCUCAGAUCGGAGAUUACUGAAUACAAGUCUCAGUUGUCGAGCAAGGAGAGCGAUAUCAAGACACUCAACGACAAAAUCAAACAAGAAACCAGCCAGAGGCUCGCGUUGGAAGAGACAAACAAGAAGAUCCAGCGAGACCUCCAAAACUCGGAGUCAGAGCGGAAGGAUGUCAUCGAAACGCGGGACAAGUUGACGAAAGAUGCCAAAAAGGCACAAGACGAGCUCAAGGCAUCACGCCAGAAGGUUCACGAUCUGGAAGAGGAAGUCGCGAAGCUUACGCGUGAGGUUAGCAGCCUACGUGAAGAGAUCCAGAUGAAGUCGGCGCAGUCCGCGAGUGCGCAGGACUUUGUCAGCAGCAUGCAGGACCAGGUACAAGAGAUGAGCACCCAGAUGAAAGAGGUUCGCGCCCGAAGCGAAAGCCUAGAAGAAGAGCUCGCCGAUGCGCAUCGCUUACUCAGCGAACGUGGACGCGAGGCUGAGACAAUGAGGAGGCUGUUGAACGAUGCGCAAGGCCGGGCUGAUACGCGGGUACGUGAAAUGCAAGAGCGCCUCGACCUUGCCGUCGAGGAACGCGAACGUGCAGAAGAGCAAGCUAGCACAUUCAGCCGCCGACGCGCUCGUGAGCUCGAAGAACUGAAACAAAAGGUCCGCGACGCCGAACGCGCACAAGCACGCGCUGUGGAAGACAAAGAAGAUCUGGUUGCUUCCGAAGGAGCGCUCCGCAAGCAGACGGAGGAUCUCGAGAAACGGGCCGCACAAGCCAGCGAAGAGGCUUCCGAAGUCAAGCUUGCGAUGAGCCAACUCCGGGACGCACUGGACGAGAGCGAGAAACAAGCCCACGAGCUAGAAAAAGAAAAGAGCGAUCUGCGACGAGCAUUCGACGAGACACAGAGCCGUCUCGAGAAGCUCCAAAAGUCCAGCAAGACAAUGUCCGACGAGCUACGCACCCUAAAAGCCCGCGGCUCCAGCUCCACUCCCAUCCCGCAGUCCUCACGCUCCUCAGUCGAGUCCUCGCGGUCGCAACUAGCUUCACCGCGUGCCAGGGGCGGUGGAGCAAUCCAAGAAGCAAUCGACUACGUGUACCUGAAGAACGUGCUCCUGCAGUUUUUGGAGCAGCGAGACAAGAAGUAUCAGCAACAGCUCAUUCCUGUGCUGGGUAUGCUGCUGCAUUUCGAUAAGCAGGAUGAGCAGAAGUGGAUGGCUGCUGUGAGCGCGAAGUGA